Messenger RNA from Aspergillus versicolor CBS 583.65, 1786 nucleotides. Its product is annotated as Zn(II)2Cys6 transcription factor. The transcript has 2 exons. Bases 83 to 1663 code for a protein of 526 amino acids. The record is from RefSeq and is a predicted model, not a curated record. Gene Ontology annotation, biological process: regulation of DNA-templated transcription. Lineage: Eukaryota; Fungi; Ascomycota; Eurotiomycetes; Eurotiales; Aspergillaceae. Gene Ontology annotation, molecular function: DNA-binding transcription factor activity, RNA polymerase II-specific; zinc ion binding.
GCACUGAAAUCGCUGACUCGAGCGACGUCUCACUCAUUCUUCACCAACACCGUAAGCAAAAUGCGGUGACUGUCGCCGCAGGAUGUCCACAUUGGCACGGACAGCUCGAAUUUCCAGAAUAAAGUCCAGGACCGGCUGUAAAACGUGCAAGAUCCGCCGCGUCAAAUGUGGAGAGGAAAAGCCACACUGUGCGCGCUGCACCAGUACCGGCCGGAAAUGCGACUACGCUGAGUCUGCUAGGCCCGCCGUCGCCCGCGUGCUGCCUGUUUUUUCAGCAGUAUCUCGCGAGCGGCGCGCGUACGAGUACUACUUUUUCCACGCCGCGCCGUCUCUCUCGGACGCUCUGGACCUGGAGUUCUGGCGCGGCACGGUUCUCCAGAUCUGUGGCUCUGAGCCGGCGGUUUGGGAUGCGGUCGUUGCGCUGAGUGCGUUCUACGAGCAUCCUACGUCGUCGGAGGGCGAGUCUACGUAUCAGAUUGAGCGGACCGACUGUCUUGCGCGUCCGAAAUCGCGCAGCCAUCGCGAGGCUCUUGUGUGGUACUCGCGGUCUCUGGGGAGAAUACAGGACCAGAUUAAGCGCGGGGUCGCGGAUUACGCUGUUGCCCUCGUGAGCUGUGUGCUUUUCAUAUGCAUUGAGGUUCUGCAAGGCAAUGUCAAGUCUGCAUUGAUGCUGUAUCAUCAAGCUACGCAGCUCAUGGCAUCGGCAACGGAGUCAAUGUCAAAAAGACUGGAAACGACCAUCGCAGCUAUUCUUCUCCGGGUCGGAACCAUAUCCGUCAUUGUGGAUGGGAACUCUCCACUGCCCAAGCAAUCACUCCCCAGUUCUCACACCUUCACCAGGCUAUCUGAUGCGCGAUCUGCCCUCUAUGCACUCGUCGCGGACUGGAAAAAGUUCGAUCUCGAUUGCUUGGCAAUUCGCACCGCACAGAGACCAAUUUCAGACGCUGAUUAUUUGCAACCCCGCCAGCGAGCCCUCGAACGAGAUCUUCUCUCCUGGGACCGGCAGUUCCAGGCACUACCCGAAGUCAUCCAAUACAACCGAAAAACAAAUCCUUCCUCCGAGCACCGUGGAAUCAUAGCAGCCUUAUCAAUGACAUACCUCAGUAUCCUCACCCUCACACGAACAGGCCUAUCUACAUCGGAAUCCUGCUAUGACGCCUACGAAGCCGACUUUGCCAAAAUCAUCUCCCACACGCCAGCCGCACUAUCUGCUACAGCGGCCAGCGGAAACCAACCACCAUUCACCUUCGACAUGGGGACGGGGAUGUCCCUGCUGAUCACCAUAAUGAAAUGCCGCUCGCCCACGAUCCGGCGACAAGCGCUCACGCUUCUACGCCAGUCUCCAGAGCGACAGGGGAUGUACUUUUCGAAAUCAGCGUCCAGUUUCCUCGCCGCGGUUGUGGCAGUCGAAGAAACCGGCGGGACGUGCUCGGAGGAGCAACUGUCGGUGCAUAACCUACUCAAUACGCCAGGCCGGGUUCCCCUAGAUAACGAGCGGGUGUUUGCGCUAGAUCUUAUUCCGUGGGAGACUCCGGACGGCGGGAUGGGCACUGCGCUGCAGUAUGCUCGAAGGGAAACCGUGGGUGGGGAAAUGCGUGUUGUCAACGACAUGGUUGUACGGCGGGUGAACCUGUGUCGGUUCUUCAAGCAGGGCGAUGAAUAACACCGAAAUCUCUAGUUUAUGUUUAUCCGUGGUCUAUAUACUAUAUCUACCUCUUUGUCCUGUUAUAUAGCUCCUUAACCCGCCGUGCCAACUCCUCCGACUCGGCCUUCACCCACGGCAUCG